AUGAGUAAUAGCUAUAAUGCUCCCAAAAGGACGCAAUUUAAUAUAUCAGCUUCUAGUGCGCCGCUAAAUACUGCCAAAAAUUCAAGCACAGCUUCACCUCAUAGGGUUGGUAAUGUAAAUACACAUCAGAGAAUGAAUAGUCAACCCAAAAGUUUUGGGAAAGCUGUGCAUAGUGAUCAUCAGAGCCAUACAAACGAGACAAAUGGCCAGAAUGGUCGAGUGGGCCUAGUUCGAAGGGUCUGGGUAAGGAAGUACAACGGAAGCCCUACUACAAUUUUGGUUAGCGAAGACGAAAUUGUUGACGAUUUGAAACAACUGAUAUUCAAUAAAUUUCCAAAUUCAAUAGCAAAUUUUUGUGAUCCGCCAGAUUUAAUCUUGAAGUUAGACUUACUGGCAAGAAAUCAAUCAAAUGCAAAUUCUAUGAAACAAGGCAAUCUAUCAGGUAGCUCAUGGCCGGAAAGAAGGCGAUCGAUAUCACCUUCCGGAAAUGGACCCACCAAUGGUAUCAAAAUCCUCGAACCUGACCAGAAUGUGUGGUCAAUCCUUGAUACCUACUUUCCGCAAGGAAUGAAUAUGUCAGAGUCCCUCAUCAUUGAAACUCCCGUUAAUGAUGAGACUGAAACUCAUGCUGUAUCAUUUUCGAAUGGAAUCAAUCUUGAUAAAAGUGGAGGUAGUAACAAGCCAUUAAGAACUGAUAAUCAACAAGGGGUACCCAUAAAGCAGCAAGUAGGGACACAAAACUCUGGUUUUCAAGAAAGUGCACAGUUUUAUCAUCAACCGAAACCACAAUACUUGUACCAAAAUCAAAAUUCUGCUAACAAUUCCAAUCUCCAGGUGAGAUCUGCAUCUCCUAGUAGUCUAAAGAACUCACCGGGUCCCAUAAAUGUAAAUCCAUAUAGGAGGACACAAUCUAGUCCAUUAUACUCACCUCCUAUUGAUGGCAGUAAUAAUAGCACUAACAGCACAACCGGCGGUAACUCGCAAGCUAUUUUGUUAUUACCUAAAAAUUUUCCAUUAACUGCAAAUUCAUCUAAUGCUAACACAAUGGGGCAUUAUAAAAAGAGAUUAUCUUUGGAUGAUGGUCUAAUAAAUGGACAACGAGCUCGAGAUCAUUCUUUACGCAAGUCAUUGAGCACCAUUGAAUCCAAUACCGAGAGCAAUGAUUUGGAAACAAGGCCGAAGCUAGAACACUUUGAUGAACAUGAAAGUAAAAAGCUGGCAUUUCCGAAGCUUGAUGCAUCGAAUAAUUCUAGCAAUGAUUCAAAUAGUGAGCAAAGUGGACAGAGUACAAUAGUUGAAAGAGACAAUGGUAAUCCAAUUUCAUCCACUAACAGCCUUGACAGAAUAUUGAUAUCUCCUUCCCCUGAUAUAGGCAGACUUGAUUCACCUUCACAAGCACAAAUAAAUGCGCCUGAUAAUUUAACCAUGGAUAAUUUAUUAAAAGCGAAAGAGCCUUUGAAUAAAAAUUGCAAUGAUAUCAACUUGAAGAAUUCGUUGUCGAAAUCUGCAACUGAAAGAGUGUUACCUUCUAUUUCGGUUUUGGUAGUCGAAGAUAAUGCUAUUAAUCAAGCUAUUUUGGGUGCAUUUUUGAGAAAGCAUAAAAUACAUUAUGAAAUUGCUAAGAAUGGUCAAGAGGCUAUUGAUAAAUGGAAACGUGGUGGUUUCCAUUUGGUGCUCAUGGAUAUUCAAUUACCCGUUAAAUCAGGGAUAGAUGCUACAAAAGAGAUUCGUCACUUGGAAAAAAUAAAUAGAAUUGGGUUUUUUGCAAAUAAGGAAUAUUUAAAUGGUUCCGGGAAGAGGGCUAUAAAAGAGGAAGAUAAGCUUGAUUUGAAUGUUUUCAGGUCACCUGUUAUAAUCGUUGCCUUGACGGCUUCCUCUAACUCUUCUGUCGACAAGAAAAAUGCUUUAACAGCAGGUUGUAACGAUUACUUGACAAAGCCCGUUAAUUUAGUAUGGCUUCAAAAUAAAAUUACAGAAUGGGGCUGUAUGCAAGCAUUGAUAGAUUUUGAUGGAUGGAGAGUUAAAGAGUCUUCUCCAACUACGCCACACUUUAGUCCAGAGAAGACAAUUUCGUCGGAUUCACAGAAUCACAAGAAUAAGAUAGCACCUGCUUUUAAUUCACAAGCCUCCGUGCUAUCUAAUUGA
Molecule: messenger RNA, 2145 nt
Organism: Priceomyces carsonii
Lineage: Eukaryota; Fungi; Ascomycota; Pichiomycetes; Serinales; Debaryomycetaceae
Gene: SSK1
Product: mitogen-activated protein kinase kinase kinase
Exons: 1
Coding region: 1-2145 (714 amino acids)
Biological process (GO): osmosensory signaling via phosphorelay pathway
Molecular function (GO): protein kinase activator activity; phosphorelay response regulator activity
Source: RefSeq, a predicted model, not a curated record